Messenger RNA from Cavenderia fasciculata, 1380 nucleotides. RefSeq names its product kynurenine-oxoglutarate transaminase (gene ccbl). Gene Ontology annotation, cellular component: cytoplasm; mitochondrion. The coding region runs from base 1 to 1380 and encodes 459 amino acids. NCBI's taxonomy places the organism in Eukaryota, Evosea, Eumycetozoa, Acytosteliales, Cavenderiaceae. The record is from RefSeq and is a predicted model, not a curated record. Gene Ontology annotation, molecular function: L-kynurenine:2-oxoglutarate transaminase activity; pyridoxal phosphate binding. Gene Ontology annotation, biological process: biosynthetic process. The transcript has 4 exons.
AUGAUUAAAAGAUCAUUACAACUAAUGUCAAAUACAGCAUAUAAAUUUGUACCUAGUCCUCAAGCAAGUCACUUUGGACCAUCAGUUUGGGUAGAAUUCUCACCAUUAUCAAUUAAACAUAAAUCAAUUAAUUUGGGACAAGGAUUCCCAGAUUUUGAACCACCACAAUUUGUAUCAGAUGCAUUAGCAAAGACAGUAGAGACUGGAGGAUUCAAUCAAUAUGCACGUAGUCCAGGACACUUGAGAUUGGUAAAUGCAAUCUCUAAAGUGUAUUCACCAUACUUUGAGAGAACGAUUGAACCAACCACCGAAGUGGUGACAACAGUCGGAGCAUCGGAAGCAAUCUUUUGUGCCAUUCAAACAUGUGUUGGUCAAGGCGAUGAGGUGAUUCUCAUUGAACCCUUUUUUGAUAUAUAUAGUGGAGCCGUUGUCAUGGCUGGAGGUGUAUCUAAACACGUCCCAUUACGUGAACAACCACGAAAGAAUGUAACAGACGCACGUUCAUCUGCCAAUUGGGAAUUGGAUUGGGAUGAAUUUGAAAAGGCAUUUACACCAAAGACUAGAGUAUUAUUACUCAACAAUCCACACAAUCCAGUUGGAAAGGUAUGGUCUCGUGCAGAACUAGAACGUAUUGCAGAGAUUGUCAAACGUCAUCCACAAGUAACAGUCAUCUCUGAUGAAGUGUAUGAAUGGAUGACGUAUGACGGUAUCAAACACGAACGAUUUGCUACGAUCAAGGAUAUGUAUGAUCGUACCAUCACGGUAGGUUCUGCAGGCAAGACCUUUUCCAUUACCGGGUGGAAGAUUGGAUGGUGUAUCGGACCCAAAAACAUUAUAUCGGCCAUAGCCAACGUCCACCAAUACAUCCCAUUCUCUGUACACACUCCAUCACAAGAAGCGGUGGCCAUUGCACUCGAAGAGACUCUUCAUAGAGACUAUCUCAAAGAACUCGCACAAAUGUAUCAAGGCAAGCGUGACCGACUCGUCACCUCGUUGCGUCAGGCUGGUUUGGACCCUGUCGUACCUCAAGGCACCUAUUUUGUACUAGGUGACACUUCUCGCAUCCAUUUGCAAGGUGACGAAGGUCAAUCCAGCUCCAUCACGGGUAUGGGUAAACAUCUUCGUGACUGGAACGUUUGUCGUUGGCUCACCACCGAUAUCGGAGUCACCGCCAUUCCCAUCUCUGCCUUUUACAGUGAGGAACAUGCCCAUCUUCCAGCCAACUAUGCUCGCUUUUGUUUUUGUAAAAAGGAUCAAGUUUUAGAUCAAGCCGAUAAAGCUUUUCAACAAAUUAAAAAUACAAAGAAUUUUAAUAUCAUUACAUUAUUGUAUAAUCACUACCACCUCUGCAUAUUCCUACAUACCCUCUCUCUUUUUUAA